Molecule: messenger RNA, 1005 nt
Organism: Danaus chrysippus (African queen)
Lineage: Eukaryota; Metazoa; Arthropoda; Insecta; Lepidoptera; Nymphalidae
Source: the annotation of a GenBank genome assembly
AUGGCGUCCAAGAAGAUAUUCUUGAUAAUAUUCAUGUUAUACAUCAGUAAUGUACGCAGUGACAGUUUAAUUGAGAGAUCGUAUGAGUAUUUUAAGGGUUUAAGUAAAAAUGUAGCGCCCAGUUUGAUGUCCAUUUUGAACUGUUUUGGUGAGGAUGACGCUUGGUUGUGUGCGAGGGAAAAGGCGGGAAAAAUUCUCGACAGCUGGGACGAGGAGGUCAACAGACAAAGGAGGUCGUGGCAAGAGGAAGCCGAUAAUGAAGUGUCUUCAUCAGGGCGGUCGUUUGAAGAGAUGCCUUCGAAACUUGGCCAGGAGAUCGAGGGUGCUUUGAUAUCAGCAGGGGACCUCCUACAACACUCCAUGGCUAGAGCGCUGUCUAAACGUGACAGCAUCAGCGUAAAAAUGGACAGCAAGAAGAGAAUUGAGAAGACACUGAAGGACCAAGGCCAGAAGAAUGAGAGAAGUGUUAGUUUUAGGAAUGGGAGAGGAUUUUUGGGUGAUGUCUGGGAUUUGGGUGAAAAAGCAUUAGAUGUUGUAGCUGAUCAUGCUAUUGAGAGUGACAAUGAAGAAAACGGUCUUGUAGAUAGAAGUUCAAUUGAAGAACAAAGAGGCAAAAAGAAGAAAAAGAAGAAGGCGAUCUUGAAGCUUCUUAUUCUUGGAGCUGUGUUGAAAGCGAAAAUCGGAACAUUACUUCAAAUAUUAUCAUUUAAACUACAGGUGAAGUUCUUUAUAAUCGCUCUCAUCGGUCUUGGAAUUAACCUCGCGAGGUUCUGGGUCGAGCUAAAGAAUAAACACCAACAACAACCACAAAAGGUGAUCUACUAUGAACACGCUCAGCAUCAGCAUCACUAUGAACACGAGGAGGAACCAGGAUGGGGUCCUUGGUCCAGGAGUAUAGAACCAGAGGAAAACGAAGGUGAAUUGGGUGUCAAAAAUUCUCCGUACAGAGGUCAAGAGAACAACGUACAGUCAUACCCAACUAGACCCCUCCUAACACUGUCAUGA